GGAAAAUUUUCACAUUUGAUGGAUCAUGAGGUGGAAGUUACAGAAGAAUUAUCCUUUAUUUUUGUUAGAUUAGUGAAUCAAGUGUGACAAGGAAUGCAUCAUUGUCGAGUUUACUGUCAUAGUGAAUUAUAAUGUCGGGAUUAGAAGAGUUAAAGAAGAAGCUAGCACCUUUAUUUGAUGCCGAGAAGGGCUUCUCGUCUGGAUCUACACUUGAUCCUUAUGAUUCGUAUAUGCUUUCUGAUGGUGGAACUGUCAACUUAUUGAGUAGAUCAUAUGGAGUGUAUAACAUUAAUGAGCUUGGGUUGCAAAAAUGCACAUCUUCACCCGUGGACGAUACAGAACAAGGUGAAAAGACGUAUCGGUGUGCAUCUCAUGAGAUGCGGAUAUUUGGGGCGAUAGGUAGUGGUGCAAGCAGUGUUGUUCAAAGAGCUAUGCAUAUUCCCUCUCAUAGAAUUCUUGCAUUGAAGAAAAUUAAUAUAUUUGAGAAGGAGAAAAGACAACAGCUUUUGACAGAAAUACGAACGCUUUGUGAGGCACCUUGUUCUGAGGGCCUUGUGGAAUUCCAUGGAGCUUUCUAUUCCCCUGACUCGGGGCAAAUAAGCAUAGCUUUAGAGUACAUGGAUGGAGGGUCACUGGCAGAUAUCUUGAGAUUGAGGAAAAGUAUGCCGGAACCAGUCCUUUCAUCUAUGUUUCAGAAGCUCCUGCAGGGGCUGAACUACUUGCAUGGAGUAAGGCAUUUGGUUCACAGAGACAUCAAGCCUGCAAAUUUGCUCGUAAAUCUAAAGGGGGAGCCCAAAAUAACAGAUUUUGGCAUAAGUGCUGGCCUAGAUAAUUCAAUGGCAAUGUGUGCUACCUUUGUUGGAACUGUUACAUACAUGUCACCAGAGCGAAUUCGAAAUGAUAGCUAUUCUUAUCCUGCUGAUAUAUGGAGCCUUGGUCUUGCUCUCUUUGAGUGCGGCACUGGAGAAUUUCCAUAUACAGCCAAUGAAGGACCUGUUAAUCUCAUGUUGCAGAUCUUGGACGAUCCAUCCCCAUCACCACCAAAAGACAAAUUUUCACUAGAGUUCUGUUCAUUUAUUGAUGCUUGCCUGCAGAAGGAUGCAGAUGGCAGACCAACAGCAGAGCAGCUUCUUUCCCACCCGUUUAUCAAAAAGCAUGAGCAUGCUGGAGUUGACUUAGCAGCAUUUGUUCGAAGCGUUUUUGAUCCAACACAAAGACUGAAAGAUUUGGCUGAUAUGUUGACAUUACACUAUUACUUACUAUUUGAUGGACCAGACGAAAACUGGCAGCAUGCAAGGACCCUGUACAAUGAAGAUUCAACUUUUAGUUUCUCGGGGAAGCAGUUUGUUGGUCCAAAUGAUAUCCAUGCGAUGCUUUCCAGUAUCCGGAGCACAUUAGCUGGUGACUGGCCCCCUGAAAAGCUUGUACAUGUUGUAGAAAAACUUCAAUGCCGUGCACAUGGUCAAGAUGGAGUAGCGAUCCGUGUCUCGGGAUCUUUCAUCGCCGGAAAUCAGUUUCUAAUCUGUGGCGAUGGCUUACAAGUAGAGGGCAUGCCUAACUUUAAAGAUCUUUCUAUCGAUAUUCCUAGUAAGCGAAUGGGUACAUUUCAGGAGCAAUUCAUAAUGGAACCAGGAAAUCUCAUCGGUUGCUACGUUAUAGCUAAACAAGAACUUUACAUUCUUCAAUAGGCAAACCACAAGCACGCUCUCCUCUGAGGUUAUAUUACUUCUUCAAUUCCCUCCUUCCAUUGUUGACCAUGGCUUGCAUGUAGUCCAUGUUGGUAUUCUGCCGAUUAGAGUAAGCCGCGCGUUCUGCCUUUGUAACAUAUAAGAUAAAACUAUUGCCAUGGUCAUUGGUGUAAUUUGCUGAACUUAUCAAUACACAGAUGUGUAGACCGACUGAUAAU
Molecule: messenger RNA, 1906 nt
Organism: Hibiscus syriacus
Lineage: Eukaryota; Viridiplantae; Streptophyta; Magnoliopsida; Malvales; Malvaceae
Product: mitogen-activated protein kinase kinase 3-like
Exons: 11
Coding region: 132-1688 (518 amino acids)
Biological process (GO): MAPK cascade; protein phosphorylation
Molecular function (GO): ATP binding; MAP kinase kinase activity
Source: RefSeq, a predicted model, not a curated record